AGUCCUUUGUCAGCUUUAUUAAUAAAUGAAGUAAGCAAGGAUCUGUCCAGGCAGACCUGCAAUGGUGUGGGAGGAAGGGACACAGGAAGCUUUGCGCCCACCUCACACCCUUGCCAUGCAAGUUUCCAAACUUUGGAAAGUCCAGUUAUGGCACACUAGUUGUUUUUAAACAUAUAUUCUUCCUCUUAGUGUUUGAUUUUACUUUUUACUUCACUCAUGGAUCAGGUAUUAGUAGUUUUCACUUCCUUGGGAGCAGGAACUGCUGUAGCUUCUGACUGUUUGUAUCUUCCACCCCAUGUGAUCUUGACAGGCACAAAGCACUCACUCAGUAAGCUAAAUGAAUGGAUACAACUGCCAGUCACAGAGACUUUUCAGGACUGAGAGUCUGCUGUUAACUGUUCACCCAGGGAACGUCAAACUUGGUUUUUGUGUCCAACUGCCAGGCUCUGACUAUGCUAAGACAUUUUGUCCAUUCUGAGCCUGUGAAAAUGCCUCCUUCCCCUCCUUCUAAAACAUCAUUAUUGUUGUUUCUCAGUCUGAGGAUGUUGGGCACCUUUGCCACCUCCCUAGUCUGGCUCCUGGUUGAGGUGGCCAGUGUUGGUGGCUUCUGAGAGGUUUCUUCCUGUUGGACGAUGACGCCAGGGGAAGGUGCCACUUGGCCUGGAAGGUGCGUGGAGCUUGGAGGCUGGUGUACAUGGGCUGCUGACCUAGUGAGUGAGCUUCCUGAGAGCAAGGAAGUCUGCACCAAAACUCGGUUCAGAUGGCGCCACUAGGGGGAUGAUGACAAUAAUGCAGCAGCUAUAGCAGCAGCUGGUGCAGCUGGCAGUCCGUCAAGCACUUUGGGGUAUGUUGUGGACAAACAAUAGACCAAAUUUUUUGUUUCUUCUGGGGCGGAGGCCAUUUGUGAUGAGGAAGGUGAUACUCCCAUCUUUGGAAACUGGGUUAACUCUUUCAGGGUCCUAGAGCUGUACAGAGAUUGGCCUUGGGGGCCUGGAAAAGUUCACCGAGGCUUCCCAGGGUACCUUGCUUCCAGGCUGGGUCAUUUCCUCUUUACUCCCCCCCUCCCCCCAGCUCUGUGCUUUUGCUUUACAGGAGGCCUGGGUGUCAUAUCCAGAGUGCCUAGAAGGAAGUGGAGAAAAGUUUGCAAAUGAGGCCCCACCCCCUUCCCCCAUGCCCUGCCAAGAAAUAAAACAGAAGCUCAAGACCCAAAGAGCGGCUGCUCCCCAAAUUUCUUACAUUAAUUCCGUGGCCUAUUGAGAGUAAUUUAAAUCCGAAUGCCUGGUCUUAACUUUGAAUUACGGCUUACUGAAGCCCUUAGAAGGAGUCUCCUUCUCUAUCUAAAGAGCCAAGAGUCUGGUGCUAUUUUGGUCGGUCUUACAGGCAGAUGGCUGACUUUACACAUCCAGAGUCCCCCUUUCCCCUGCUUUGGUGCUGUAGCUCAUGGCAGGACUGGUUCUUACUGGAGUCAGUCCUGCCCUUCAGAGCCCUCUCUGCCAGUAAGGACCAGAUGGACAGCUUUGGCAGUUUGACCUGAGAGGUGCCAUGGGUUUGGUUGUACUUGUCAUAAUGACAGACCUGUUGGGCAGCUCUGAGUCUUUCCACAUUUGUUUUGGCAAAUGAUGGUGUUCUUGAACUUGAAUGUGUGUAGAGUUUGCAGUGAUGUAGGAUAAUGGGGAGAAGUCAGGAGGCUUCACGUGUGAUUGUUUAGCCUGUCUGAUUAAUUUCUAAACCAGCCUCUGUAAAAUAAAUUGCGAGGUAUGACUCAAUCCAGACCAAGGUGAGGGGAGUCCUGAAUGGGAGCCAAGGUCAGGAUGUGAUCUAUGAGUGGGCGAUAGAUGGGAGACCUGGUGACCCUCAUGUCUGCAGUGGUUCCUAUAGUGCUCAAUGGUCUCUUCCUGUUUCACUUCCAGUGUUCCAGUUGAUGGUAUGAUACUGUUUUGAAUGAAACACAGAUUUAGCCCCUAAGCCUCUGAGAUAAAGAGAUCACUACCCCCCACCCCCUGAUGUGUCCUAGGUGAGAGUGGCAUGGGAUGCCACACUGGUAGGAAGGUGGUGUGUGUAGCCUGGGCUGGGGUGGGUCUUCCUGCAGAAAGAAGAGUGUUGCUAUGGAAGGGCCCUAUGAAUCCAUGCAUGUUUUGUAAAGGAAGAGGACUUUAGCCUGAGACGUGGGCAAUGAAGGUGUCAAAACUGGUCAAUGGCUAACUUCUUGGUGGUUCUGGAAACUCCUCUAAUUUAGAACAGUGCUAGUUUCACCAAAAAGAUGCCCAGAUGUUGCCAUGUGCUCCUGACAGAGCUUGGAACAUGCACUUGUGCAUAAUCCCCCAGCCCAUUCCAUGAAUGUGUAAGAGGGGAAGGUUGGCCCUGCAGUCCCGUCUCUCCCUCCCUCCACCCACCUCAGGCAGAUGGUAAUGUCAUUGUGGCUUCCUGCUCUGGCUUGGCUCUCUGGGAAGUCAUACCUGAAUCACUAUGGCAGUGAGUGAAGAUUUGGCCUUUGCUGGGGUCCAGCUUCCUGGGACCUUGAACACAGCAGGUCAGCUCUGAGCAGGACUAGGAUAGCCAACCUGCACACAGCUCAGGAUAGUAGUUGCUUCAGGACAGGUUGUUCCUGUUGACAUAUGACAGGUGAGGAAACUGAGGUUCAAAGGGGUACAGUGGUCCUUUUAAAGCAGCAGAUUUGUGGCUGCAUUUGAACUGUUGUUACUAGUCAGAAACAGAGCUUGUCUGGCCUAGACUCUAAUUUGGCAGGUGAGGGAACCAGGCUCAGAGAAGGGAAGUGAUUUGGCAGAUUAGGUGUUGUUGGUAAGUGUCAGUCAUUGCUAGGAUCAGAACCCAUACCUCCUGAGUCUCAAUCUGUUCACCCAAGCCACACAGCCUCGUGUUUGGGUAUCUCCACUUUUGGUUUUGUUUUUAAUUUUUCUUACCCCUCAUGUCUUAUUUUUAAAUCGUGGUUUGUUGGUUAAAUUCGGUAUGCUUGUAAGUAGGUCUGACUUAAGUAGGUCUGUUCUUAAGCCUGUUUAGGCUAAGUGGCUUAACAGUACAGUAGAUUGUCUCUGUGGCCCCUUACUGUCCUCUCUCCAUGCUCUGGUUCUUUGUGCAUCCUUUCCCUCACCCUGGUUUGGAAGAGAAGGCAGUCUCUAGUUCCGUGUCCCCGGUAAGUAUUAGUUCUUGUCACCUCACGCCCCCCAUUUCCUUCCUUUUGAGUCUGUUCUACAAAUUGUGGUUUGUAGCGAGCUCUCCUUUUGUACUGUUUGGUGGGCUAAAAUGACAGGAACAGUGGUGAGAAUUACAGUAGUGCUUAUAGGAAACUCAUCUUUCACUUAUUUCUCAUUGGUAAAGGAGUUCUUGACAAGUCAUGCAUGCAGUUGGCUUCAGUUUCAAGAAACAACAUGGGCUGUCUCAUUCCCAUGUUCAGAUUUGUUUUGACUUUGGAGCUCAGCACCUCCAUGUCUCUGAAUAAUGCCAUUCCUUCUCAUCCCCUCAAAUGUUACUUGCUUUAAAAAAGCAGAAAAUCCGUACAACACUGGGAUAGGGCUGGAAAGUCCUGGGGAACUGAGUCUUGGUUAGGUUCAGCAGCUUAUCUUACUGUUGUGUUUUCUCUUUUUUUUCUCUCCAUUAAGAGACCCUCAUAGGGAACCCUGGGCCACAUUGUUUAUCAAGGGGGCAUGGGUCAGGUCCUGUUCUAGCCACUGCUAGCCUUUCCCCAAAUGUGGGCCUCUGAUGGUGUUUGGUAACCUGAAGGACCAGGUGGGGGAAUAUGUAUUCAUCCUAGGUAGUGAAGAAAGCAUUUCCAAAGAUGUGCCUUAUUCUGGAGUGGGGGACAGGGAUGGAGUGUCUAAGGACAGCCGGAAGUAUUUGUCACCUGCUUCUCAGUCCCAGGAGUGAGGUGCACCCAGGAGCUCAUGCUGUAGCUGUGAAGACAAGAUUCUUUUUAGCCCAUUUACGAGAAUUUAGUAACUGCUUACUCUCUGCUGGGAAUCAUGCUUUCCUUAGAGAUGUCAGUACUUCCAGGGACGUGUUUGCAGUGCCUCCACCUUACAGGACAUCAGUUCCUUAACCUUCUUGUACCUGUGAUCAGCAGAACAAGGAUAGCUUCUUAAAUAUUACAACAGAAGAAAAGGCACUUAGCAAAGUUAGGUGGCUUGUCCAGAGUCACACAUCUCAUCUGGAACUGAGCUGGGAAGUGUGGCUUCUGGACUGAAGGCCAGUGCUCUUCCCACUUCUGAUAGUGGUGUAGCAGAUGGAUGCUGAUGAGUUCUUGCUUUGGGCAGGCUCUGUGCCAAGGCAGAGAAUGACUAAGGCUGUUGACCUUGCUUGGUCCUCUCCAAGAAGGGUCUCAUUCCAAGGGUGAGUGACUGAUGGGGAGCUGUUUCUGCUGACUUCAUUCCCUGGAGGUGCCCAAGCAUCACUGCUGACCAAGUCUGCCCUCUUGAAGAUGGCUCGUGCCUGCCCUGGGAUGCAGCCCAGCGCCUAAGGUCCUUACCAUGGUGAUGAUCCUAAGGAGAAACCUCGCCAACCAGGGAGCUGACUCCAUCACAUGCAGGACUUUCAGCCCUGAACUGGCCUGGAUCGCUCUUCUGCUUUCUUCCACUGUGGUUUCACUGAGUUCUGUUUCGGAGGCGUGGGUGCCCUGCUUGUUCCCCUGGCGCAUGGGUCACACGCCAAAGAAGAUGAGUCAAGGACCUACCCUUUUCUCUUGUGGAAUUAUGGAAAAUGACAGAUGGCGAGAUCUGGAUAGGAAAUGCCCUCUUCAGAUUGACCAGCCAAGUGCCAGCAUCUGGGAAUGCCUGCCUGAAAAGUGUCAGGAUGGCUCCCUAUGGCACCGGGAGGCAGUGACUGCCUGUGCAGUGACCAGCCUGAUCAAGGACCUCAGCCUCAGCGACCACAAUGGGAACCCCUCAGCACCCCCUAGCAAGCGCCAGUGCCGGUCCCUGUCCUUCUCCGAUGAGAUGUCCAGUUGCCGGACGUCAUGGCGGCCCUUGGGGUCCAAAGUCUGGACUCCCGUGGAGAAGAGACGAUGCUACAGCGGGGGAAGUGUCCAGCGCUACUCCAGUGGUGCCAGCACCAUGCAGAGGAGCUCCAGCUUCAGCCUCCCUGCCCGGGCCAAUGGGCUCUCCUCACCCUGCCACCAGGUGGGACUGCACCGCUUCGGGGGACAGCCCUGCCAAGGGGCACCAGGCUCGGCCCCCUGUGGACAGGUGGGUGACACCUGGAGUCCUGACCCACACCCCAUGGGAGGGGGCCGGCUGGACCUGCAGCGGUCCCUCUCCUGCUCGCAUGAGCAGUUUUCCUUCGUGGAAUACUGUCCACCCUCAGCCAACAGCACACCUGCCUCAACGCCAGAGCUGAUGAGACGCUCCAGUGGGCUUGCUCGCAGCCGCUCCCAGCCAUGUGUCCUUAACGACAAGAAGGUCGGUGUGAAACGGCGGCGCCCGGAAGAAGUGCAGGAGCAGAGACCCUCCCUAGACCUUGCCAAGAUGGCACAGAACUGUCAGACUUUCAGCAGCCUCAGCUGCCUGAGCACAGGGAUGGAGGACCGAGGCCUGCAGAGCCCCUUCCCUCUCAUCAGCAGCACGCGCUCCUGGACCGCCUUGCUCUCAGCCUCCAGCCCAGGGGGCAGGACCCCGGCUGGGACCCCAGUCCCUGAACCUCUUCCCCCAUCCUUUGAUGGCCUCCUUGCCUGCCAGGAGGACCUGUCCUGUGAGGAGUCAGAUGGCUGCACCUUGGACGAGGAGUGUGGCAGGAGGGGGGAGCCAGCCACAGCUUGGCAGGACCGCGGGACCACUGGGAACAGCCUCUGCUCCCUGGAUGGCGAGCUGGACAUUGAACAGAUAGAGAACAACUGAGUUG
Molecule: messenger RNA, 5847 nt
Organism: Castor canadensis (American beaver)
Lineage: Eukaryota; Metazoa; Chordata; Mammalia; Rodentia; Castoridae
Source: RefSeq, a predicted model, not a curated record